GCAUUCCUGAGUCUCCUUUUGAAUCAGUGCCAGCAUUUGAAGAAUGCAGUGGAGGUCAGAAUAAAGGAAAUGCCAGUAAGUGUUCCUUUGGCGUUCCACAACUGUGCACAGACCAGAAAAUCAUUUCUACUGAGAGCCUCUGCCAGAAGCAGGUAAAAAUUCUCAAAGGACUUAGAACUCAGUUAGACAGGGUUUCAAUCUGGUUGCUGGGGCGUACCUUUCCUGUCAGGAAAAGGAAACCAAAGACUCAGGAAAACAAAACCUAAACUGCCUCAAAGUCAAGGCGCUUUUCGUCUGGUGUCGUAGUGUAGCACCUAUGCCUUUCUGAGAGGAGUCUGGGGAACUGAGUCACUGCUGGUGCCAGGAUUCUAGGAACUCGCCUCACUUGGAGCUGCAUGAGAAAGGCUUGCCAAUGGAGGCUCCUCGCUCAGGAUCAUACUUACCAGCUGGGUAUGCCCCUCAGUAUCCUUCAGCAGCAUUCCAAGGACCUCCAGAGCAUACAGGAUGCCCCACACUCCAGACUAACUACCAAGGUCCCCAGUCUGGUUAUCCAGGGCCUCAGGCUGGCUACACAGUCUCAACAUCUGGACAUGAAGGUUAUGCUUCUACACAGCUUCCUAUUCAACAUAACCAGACUAAAGUUCUUGUAAACAACCCGUGGAUGCCAGCACCACCGCCUAUUCUGAACUGCCCACCUGGGCUAGAAUACUUAAAUCAGAUAGAUCAGGUUCUGAUUCAUCAGCAAGUUGAACUUCUGGAAGUCUUAACAGGCUUUGAAACAAAUAACAAAUUUGAAAUCAAGAACAGCCUCGGGCAGAUGGUUUAUGUUGCCGUGGAAGAUACUGACUGCUGUACCCGAAACUGCUGUGAAGCAUCUAGACCUUUCACCUUGAGGAUCCUGGAUCAUCUGGGCCAAGAAGUCAUGACUCUGGAGAGACCUCUGAGAUGCAGUAGCUGCUGCUUCCCCUGCUGCCUCCAGGAGAUAGAAAUCCAAGCUCCUCCUGGGGUGCCAAUAGGUUAUGUGACUCAAACCUGGCAUCCAUGCCUGCCAAAGCUCACUCUUCAGAAUGACAAGAAGGAGAAUGUUCUAAAAGUUGUUGGUCCAUGUGUUGCAUGCACCUGCUGUUCAGACAUUGACUUUGAGAUCAAAUCUCUUGAUGAAGUGACUAGAAUUGGCAAGAUCACCAAGCAGUGGUCUGGUUGUGUGAAAGAGACCUUCACGGAUUCAGAUAACUUCGGGAUCCAGUUCCCACUAGACCUGGAUGUGAAGAUGAAAGCCAUUAUGCUUGGUGCUUGCUUCCUUAUAGAUUACAUGUUUUUUGAAGGCUGUGAGUAGGAACAGAAAUCGACUUGCAGUAGGGACCAGUGAAAGAGGACGGAGAAGAUUUGACGUCUACACAAGGAGAUCAUGUAAUUGGGAGACCUGGGGCUUUUUAAUUUCUUCAUUGAAAUUUCUCAGAAUCAAGCUGUUAUACACGGAGCAUAGUAUGUACUAUUUUGCUUUUCAAAUGCUAGUUUAUCUUUUACACAUUUGAAAUAGACAUAGAUAAUUAUCUUUAUACACUUCUAAAAGUAUUCAUCAGAUUCAAGUUAAGAAAAGAAGAAAAGUGUAUGUUUUUAAAAUAAAACAUUUUAUGGAAAAGUAAGUUGAAUCAUAAUUUCUGAUUUAUGUUCCAUCUUUUGUUCAAUUUAAACCUUGUUAUUGCUGACUUAUUAUAAAAUUAUACUUGACUAUCAAACCUACUUAGUUUAUUUCUUACAGAAAACCUCCUAUUACUUUGAAAUUAUAUAUUUUGAAAGCUUUUUAAAAGAUACUAUUGCCUGGGAUAUUCUAUUCAAUAAAAUGCUAAUAAGAAAA
Molecule: messenger RNA, 1858 nt
Organism: Mus pahari (shrew mouse)
Lineage: Eukaryota; Metazoa; Chordata; Mammalia; Rodentia; Muridae
Product: phospholipid scramblase 2
Exons: 8
Coding region: 413-1336 (307 amino acids)
Biological process (GO): phosphatidylserine exposure on apoptotic cell surface
Cellular component (GO): plasma membrane
Molecular function (GO): phospholipid scramblase activity
Source: RefSeq, a predicted model, not a curated record